Cyclocybe aegerita is the source of this 1857-nucleotide messenger RNA. The record is from the annotation of a GenBank genome assembly. NCBI's taxonomy places the organism in Eukaryota, Fungi, Basidiomycota, Agaricomycetes, Agaricales, Hemipholiotaceae.
AUGCAAACCAAUCGUAUGGGACUUGGUCUGCGUCCUCCUUUGCCGUCUUACGGCCAAGGCCCCUCAAUGUCGACUCUCGCACAGCAGCAGCAACAACAACAGCAAAUUCAAAACAUGCACCUUCAGAAACAGACAACGCUAUUUGUGGGCUCGAUCUCUGGAGGCAUCACUGACGUAUUCUUGAACCAACUUUUAUCUGCAUGUGGCACUGUUAACUCCUUCAAACGGCUGAUAACUCCUGCCAACAAACCGCAAGGUUUUGGUUUUGCUGAGUUCGAAGAGCCCACAGCGGCCCUUCGGGCGUUGAGUCUCUUGAAUGGGAUCGAGCUACCAGCGUUAGAAGACGGAUGCGCCAAUAAGAAGCUACUUGUGAAAGCGGAUGAAAAGACAAAGCUCUUCUUGGAUAGCUUCAGCGCUCAUCAAAUGUCGACCGAUGCCGAAGAUGCCAAAAGGCAGGAAGCAAAAGCCAAGAUCGAUGAGCUUGUUGCCGACAUUAAUCGAGUAUCCCAGGACGCCGCAAACAAUGGCCUCAUUGACAAGGAGAAAUACAUUAUACCCCCACACCUCCACGACCUUCAGGAAGCUGACCUACCAGAGACACAAAGAGGGUUGGUUAUCUCCGAAAUUGCGCAAUUCCGUGAGCGAGCUGCAAAGCGGGAACGAGAAAAGAUGCGUGAUGUACGUGAGAGUAUACCCGCGAUUGCUGGGACUCCUGGUGGCCCGAAAGCCAGGGAAUGGGGAAAGCCUCAAAGCCGACAAGACACCGCUUCAACGUCGUCGAAAUCUCUGGGAUUUGGACAAGGCGCUCAGGGAUAUAGCAAACCGGUCGGCUUUGUCAAGGCAGAAGACGCAAAUGCUGGGAAAGAUCCUUUGAGAGAAGGGGAGCAACCAACAAAAACAGACGAGGAGCUGGAAGCGGAGAGGAAAGAGCAAAGACGACAAGAGGAAGAACUUUCAUUCAAAGACCGUGAACGUCGAUACGAGCCCCGAGAACGAACACGGAUAAAUGCGUUGGAACGAGCCAUUGCUCGGGAACGGUCUCAGCGAGAGGCCGAAGAACGCGACCGAGUUGAGAUCAAAGUUCGCCUGGAUGUCUGGGACGACGACGAAAGUGAUGAGCUAUUUUAUGUUGAUCGUGCACGUUGGCGCCAUCUUCGUCAACGGCGGCUCGAGGCGGAAGAGGCUGCUGACGAAAAGUCACGUCGAUUCGAAGAGCAAGAGGCUGAAAAUCUUCGCCGUGAAUCAGAGGACUUCCUGGCCAGACAAAUGGACGAAAUGCAGGCACUGGCAGAGGAACAGCGAAAAGCUGGACUGCUCUUAGAUGAUGGGGCGCCUGUUCGGCUAAAUGUUUCCAUUGCGACCCAAAGUUCAAAAGAGAAGGAACCGACGGGCAAAGAGAAGGCCACGGUGUUUGCUCAUGACGAAGAAGAAGAAGAUGCAGCCAAGAAACGAAGAGCACCUCUUGUCAAACUCGACUUCAGCGUGGCCGAGAGUGGGGAACAGACGAGAGAACGUCUGGAAAGAAUUCGACAAUCUGUUCCUCAUGACAAAGAGAGUCUAUUUAAGGGGAAGGUCCGGUGGGACGGUCUGAACGAUUUGACGAUUGACCGAAAACUUGAGCCUCUUGUUAAGCGACUAAUGGUCAAGUACCUCGGAGAAAUGGAGGAAGAGGAUCUCAUCAUGUUUGUGGUCGAACAUCUCAAAGAUCAUAAGGGUCCGCAAAAGCUCAUUGAAGGCCUCGAACCUGUUUUAGAAGAAGAAGCAGUCGAACUCGUUGUCAGCGUUUGGCGACAAAUCAUUUUCGAAAGUAUGGCAUACAACGAAGGGCUCCUGACGGAAAAGGUGCUUGUUGACUAA